Exophiala viscosa is the source of this 1372-nucleotide messenger RNA. RefSeq lists its product as uncharacterized. Lineage: Eukaryota; Fungi; Ascomycota; Eurotiomycetes; Chaetothyriales; Herpotrichiellaceae. Bases 395 to 1210 code for a protein of 271 amino acids. The record is from RefSeq and is a predicted model, not a curated record. The transcript is spliced from 3 exons.
AAUAUCGACUUUGCCGCCUCGUACUCGUAUAAUCCCGAAAGUUUUAGUCAGAUAGUGCCUACCUUGCCUGUAACUUCACCUCGUCAGCUUCGUUUUGGACAGUAUCGGGAUAUUGCCAAAGAAGUGUACACUGUUGUUAAGGCUUUAACGGCUUCAGCAUUGUCAUUGUCAUUGUAUCCUUCAUUACUGUGGCUGUUCCUGUCUCUCUUGCUGACAGGCUUUUGCGUAAGACGUGAGGACGUCUCUGUGCCACAGUGAUUGAUCUGGCACAAUCGCGAAUCGGCUGGGAGGGUUAUUUGGCAUGAUACUGAGAGAGUGUCAUUAAGAUGAACCGCUACCGCACAAUUCCCGGACUUGGGCCUCAGAAAGCCACGGUAUCUACUGUCUGCCAGAAAUGCUUGAAGAAAGCCACUACAGUUAUGAGUGCAAGUCGAGUGCUCAGGAGCGUCCAUACAUCUCCAGACCGUCAAGAACUCAACAGCUACUCAACCCCAAGCUCAAACCAAAAUUGACAAGCGACAAACCAAACGAAUUGCUGAACAGUCGGGGUGUAGCCGACCAACAACUAGCCGAGGCGGAAGCCAGGCGUAAUGGAACCCCAGCAUUGGAGUCCGAAAGUCGAGGACGCUCAUUGAGCCCACGCGCAAAUUCUCCGUCUCGAUCUCGAUCCAUAGACUCUGCGAGUUCCGUCUCUACUAUCUCAACGGCUAAGUCUCGGUCUCGGUCGCAUUCGCUGUCCGAAAGCCGCGAUGAUAGGAUGGACACUGGUAAACGGGCUGGUCACGCUCGGUCGAGGACACCGCCCCGGAAGCGCAAACACCAUUCCGAUUCGAGUUCAUAUUCACGUUCACCCAGGUCGCCAAAGAGGGCACCCAGCUCACAUCAUAAAACUCGCCGCCAUCGGAGCAAAAGUCCAAGUGACCGUGGCCGGCCGAACUCAACGCGCCGAGGAAGCCAUCGCAGUCGAACCAGCAGUCCAAGCAUGGACCAAAGUCGAAUCACCAAACAUAGAAGAUCAUUGGGUUCGCAAGACGGCUAUAGGGAAGAGGAGAAACGUUAUAGCCGCGAAAAUAGGCCCCAAGCAAAUGGAGACGGCCGCAGGCCUGCAGGUUUCGGGUCGUCCGGUGCGCAAGGGAGGGGACCACGGAGAGAACGAAGUCUCAGCCCAUACAGCAAACGACUGGCAUUGACGCAGGCGAUGAAUUUGUGAUUGAUUAUGUCUUGUUUUGGCUAAUAGCAAGUACUAUUGAUACCAUGCAUCGGUGGACACUCCUCUAUGUAAUUUAGCUUGCAAGGCGCUGGAGGCCUCAUACCAAGUUCAAUGAUACUCAAGUUUUGCCUUACUGUCCGAAGUUCCACCACAUGUUUAUUC